Molecule: messenger RNA, 1056 nt
Organism: Cladophialophora bantiana CBS 173.52
Lineage: Eukaryota; Fungi; Ascomycota; Eurotiomycetes; Chaetothyriales; Herpotrichiellaceae
Exons: 1
Coding region: 1-1056 (351 amino acids)
Source: RefSeq, a predicted model, not a curated record
AUGGUAAAAAUCUCGAAACAGCCCCAAACACCCUCUGAAGAGGCAGGUCCCGGCAGCAAGCCACAUUUCCAAGCAACAUCUGACUCGCCCCAAACUCUUGACCAUGACUUUUUAUCCUCACUAACAGGAUCUCUUUCCGUUCGCGACCAGGAAAUUGCCGAGCACGGUCAGCCGCAGAAGCCUGACAAUCCUAAUCCGCCUCAGUCUGGUUCUGGAUCCCACUCAGAGAUGACCCCGGCGCGUCCUGCCCCAGCAUCCAGAGAAAGCCCCACAGACCGAUCAGGGGGGAUUCGAAGGGAACAGAUCAGAUAUCAGGUGCACAGAACUCUUGACUUGAUGAGCAUGGUCUGCUGGGGUGACCUGAAAGCAGCAGUCUCUGCCUUACGCCGUUCAUACUUGCUCGCAUUGCGUCGGAUCGAGCGUGGCGACCAAAAUACACCGCUUUUUGAUCUCAACGACCCCGACCCCGAUCCCGACCUUUCCCAUGAUAAUCACCGCUUUACCGAAGAAUAUCAGGACUGGGUGUUUCCCGUAGAAGACAACAGUGUUGUCGUACAUUUCCCGAGACGCAUUCGCCGACAUAGACGUCGUCGGGGCGAGACUAGGGUGGUUAUCAACGACCGAGCCUUCCCCGUUGGCGAGGCCAUCGUCGUUAGACUUCAUGGUCCUCGAUCAAGAUCUCGGUCGGAAACUGGGCGGUGCCGUAACCCUCGCUAUACACAAGCUCAAGGACACCGUGCUGGCCACGCCGCUCGAAGGGGACCCGCUCCUCUCCCACGAGGUCAAGGCAAUCAUCUCCGCCAGUCUCUCCACAACCUUCCUGAAGAUGACACGGUGGGAAAUGCAGCUCAUCAAACCACUGAAGACCACUCACAGACGAACACCGCCACAGUACCUCCGCCGGGAGAUAUGCCGGAUGCCUGCGAGCCCAGUUCUCGUCCCUGUAACAUAAGCUCUGGGAUUGGCCCGAAAUCACCGCACCACACAGCUCGCUAUCGCCAGGAAUGGAUCAAUUUCAUCCGACGAGAGGCGCACAACAACCCUUUUGUACUGUGA